This is a messenger RNA of Monomorium pharaonis (pharaoh ant), 3102 nucleotides long. Its product is annotated as nitric oxide-associated protein 1. Gene Ontology annotation, molecular function: GTP binding. Bases 580 to 2883 code for a protein of 767 amino acids. The transcript has 5 exons. The record is from RefSeq and is a predicted model, not a curated record. Lineage: Eukaryota; Metazoa; Arthropoda; Insecta; Hymenoptera; Formicidae.
UUUCUUAAUAAAUAGCAAAUAAGAUUAAAAAUGUACACGCAUUCAAAAAAAAUUGCUACAUUAAAGUUGAACGAAAAAUGAUUUACGGUAAGUUAUAAAAGUUAACAUUAUUUCAACAAUAACAUUGCAUUUUAGCAUGAUCAAUAUAUAACAUGUAAUAAUUUUUAAUAAGUAAGAAGUAAUAUUUACUUAAAAAAAACAACUAUUUAUUAGGUUUUAAUUGCUAAUUCGAAUUGUUAAGAAUUAUAUAAUUUUUUAAUUAUUCAUGAAUACUCUCUCCUUUGAUACGUGCAUCUUUUACAUCCAUUGUAAUACUGCAUCUGCAUGUACAAAAUUAUUAAUUAACUAAUAAGUUAUUCGUGAGUAUUUUUGUUGUAUUAUAAUUAAAAUUGUUUAAUCCAGAUCACAGAUAAUUUUACAGUUUUAAAUUGAAAUAUAUAUUGAUUUAUCGACAAAUAGAUAUAUCAAGAAAAGUAAGGUUAUCUGUCCUUAAAAAUUCUAACCUCUUUCAAGUAACCGGUAACCGAUGACACUAAGUCGGCCGAAUACUCGUGAUGUUCACUUGGAUCGGUUGAUGCGAUGUUGUCUAUGAAUAAUAUUAAAUUGAUUGCUUUCACAAAGUGUUCUGCGUGGAAAAGCUACAUUGAUAAUACAUAUCAUUUGAGAGGCCAUCGCGAUAAGUAUCAGUUAAUUCAGGCUUUCGCCUGGUAUUCGAAAUGCUCUACGAAAGAGGAUGUUCAACGGUUUCUCGAUCCCAGAGUCGAGGCACUGCGAGAGAAAUUGAUAUAUUGCGACUAUUUGGAUUAUCAGAAAGUGAAAGUAAAUUACAUGAAACGUUUCUUGUUGAAAAAGAGAGCUGAGAACGCCGAGAAGAAAACAAGAGUCGAUAAGCUCACAAAUACGCCCACCUACAGUAUACUCUUGGACAUGAGAAAUAAUGAAAACAAUGACUGCCACUUGGAGCAGAAACAUACGAAUACAGAAGAAAAUGUAGCGAAACCUGUACAUAUGCCAUAUGCGAGUACAGAUUUAUACAGUAAUGUUGACGACACAUCUUCCCACGAGGGGAAUAAAAGUAAUGUUGACGCAAAUACGAUAUCGUUAAACGACAAGUACAAAACUUUAUACGAAAAAUAUUUAGCGGAAAAGAAGGCUGCUUCAGGAAAUAUAGAAUUUACUCUGCAGGAUUAUUUAGAGAAAACCGAUACAGAUGCAUCAUACAAAAGAGAAUUUUCAUCGAAUGUUCCAUCAAAUUGGAUGGUUGAUGUCGAACAAUAUGACGAUACUUUGCAAGAUAAUACCUGGCUUAAUAAUUAUGGAACUCCAGACCUAAACUCCAGUAUUAGUUCCAUUCCAUGCGGUGGGUGUGGUGCUUUAUUGCACUGUAAGGAUCAAGCACUACCAGGUUACUUGCCUUCAGAGCUGUUUUUACAGAGGAGUGAACGGGAAUUGCGAGUUAUGAUUUGUCAAAGAUGCCACUUUAUGCAGUAUUACAAGACCACGUUGGAGGUAAAAGUACCUGCGGACGAAUACUCACAACUUUUAAAAGUAAUCAAAACGAAGAAAUGUGCUGUUAUUCUAAUGGUCGAUCUUAUGGAUUUUCCAUGUAGCAUAUGGCCUGAAAUAAAUAGCGUGCUGCAUCCUUUUACACCAGUAUUUGUGGUUGGGAAUAAAAUAGAUUUGCUGCCCCAGGAUUCCAACCAUUUCUUUACUCACAUUAAAGAUUGCCUAUCAAAGGCUGUACAAAUGAGAACAGGCAUCAAAAAGGAGAAUAUUAAACAUGUAGCACUUGUAUCUGCAAAAACUGGCUAUGGCAUAGAAGAACUUAUAAAUAAAUUACACAACAUUUGGAAAUAUAAAGGAGAUGUUUACGUAAUUGGAUGCACAAAUGUUGGUAAAUCCUCUCUAUUCAACGCUCUUCUGCAAUCUGAUUACUGCAAAGUACAAGCUGUGGAUCUUAUACAACGUGCAACUAUUUCUCCUUGGCCAGGCACAACAUUGAAUUUGUUGAAAUUUCCUAUUUUAAAUCCUCUCAGAUGGCGACUUUACUUGAGAAUGUUACGAUUGCAAAAGGAACAACAGUACAAGCAUGCUGAAGAGAAAUUCCGAAUCAGUCAAUUCAAGACAACGCGUAACUUGAAAUACGCCACAUUGCAAAGUCAUAUUGGUAGAACAUUUCUAUCAAAAUUCGAGACUAAAAUAGGAAACGAUCCGUUCGCUGAAGAAAAAUAUAAGAAACACGAUAAUACACAACAAUUUGGUUUUGACGAGAAUAGAGAGGAAUACAAGUACAGCCGCUGGUGUUACGAUACUCCUGGCACCAUUCAAACGGAUCAGGUUUUAGAUUUGUUGACGAUGCAGGAACUUUUGACAGUUUUACCAAAGGAAAUAAUCUCCCCUAGAACUUUCGUUCUACAUGUUAAUCAAACGAUAUUUUUAGGCGGAAUAGGCAGAUUGGAUUACACGAAGGGUGAAAGUUUUAUUAGGUGUACAAUAUUUUCAAGUAGUGAAUUGCCAGUAACAUUAACUCGUACCGAGGAUGCGGAUGAUGUAUAUAACAAGUUACUCGAAACGGAAGUGUUUGUUGUACCUGAAAACAAUCCGAACCGAUUGGAACAUUGGCCGGCUUUAGGAUUUAAAAAGAUAGAAGUUACUGGUAUCGGAAAGAAUGAAUCGAUUGCCGACGUUGUUUUAUCCAGUGCUGGAUGGAUCGCAAUUGCUGCUGAAGAAGCUGAGCGUGUUUUAUUGAGGGCUUGGAGCCCACAAGGUCGCGGUUUAUAUCUGAGAACACCAGCACUUUUGAAGAGAUCUGUUGCUCUACGUGGCGGUCGAAUCUGCGAUGCACCAACAUACAAAAGCGGACGUCAAGCAUAUAAAAAAUAAAUAAUCCUUUUGUACACAUAUAUAUUCAUCUACUUUUAUUUCACAAAAUGUAAUUUGUGACAAAGGAGAGACAAUAUACACUCACACACACUAUGUUUGUAUCAACUACAGUAUCUCCACAAAAGUAUCUGAUAACACUUGAACAAGUUCUAUUAAUACUUGUACAUAACUUACAUGUCAAUUAAUACUUAAUCACAAUUAAAAUUAUUUUUGUUUUUU